Molecule: messenger RNA, 1055 nt
Organism: Daphnia carinata
Lineage: Eukaryota; Metazoa; Arthropoda; Branchiopoda; Diplostraca; Daphniidae
Exons: 2
Coding region: 148-969 (273 amino acids)
Source: RefSeq, a predicted model, not a curated record
GGUGGUUUGAUGACGUAAUCUUUUCACGUUGCGAAUGGACCUAAAGGCGAUAUCGGUCCUCUAUAUAAAGCGUAGUGAACUUUGACAUUAGCGGCUCAGUCGUGCAGCUCGUUCCGUCCUAUUGUUGUCAUCACCAUCUUUUUAAAAAUGACGACUACAAUCGCGCCGUUGCUGUACUCGACCACGAUUGCUCCGUCUUACGUCACGGCCGGUCCGUCUUACAAUGUCGUCGAAGCUGGUCCAGCCUAUGCUGCCCCGCAAAUGCCUGUGCCCAUCCCGUUGACGCCGAUGGUGAUGAUGCCCGAACAUUUGCUGGUCGAAGAAGAGACGAACGAGUUUGGCAUCGGCAAGUUGUUGAAGAAAGUCAUCGCUUUGCCGCUGGCCAUUGUUCUGCCCAUCACCAUUCCGCUCAUCCUCAUCAUCAAAUACCUUUUAGCUGGACAAGGCCUCGCUAAUAAGCCUUUCAUUAGCGGCGGAGCGUUCGGCACUCAAGUUCCAGUGGCGCCCGAGUUGGUGCAAACGACGCCUUUCUUCACGACGACGCCGAUGCCCAACGCCUACGCCGGCCCGCAGAAUUACGGCAGCGCUCCGCAGGGGUACGGUGGAGCACCGCAAGGAGCUCCGCCAGGAUAUGGCGGGUCAGCACAAGAUAAUCAGAGCGGACCCGACGGUUGGAAUCGUAGGCGUCGCGAAGCCAAUGAGACUAGUUCCGGCUUUCCGUCGAUGAGUUUGGCGCAAAUCGAGAAGCUGACGCAAGUCGUGUUUGCCGCGAUGCGUUCGCAGGAAUGCAUCCAGCGUUUAGUCUGCGAAUUGGGUUCCAUGUCUAAAUCGUUCUCUGAUACUGCGCAUACCGUGACGGCGGCCGUCGAGUCGUUUGUUCCGGAAUCGAUCAAAGAGUCGUACGACGUGUUUGUCAAAGCGGAGAAAUGCGAACAAUACGUUUGCGGUUCGCUGGCCGUCAAGAAAUGAUGCAACUCCUCGAGUGCAUUUCAAUGUUAAAUAAUAAUUCCCAAAGUACAGUGCAGUUCAGCUUUUUUUUUUUUUUGUUUUUUAAU